UUCAGAUGAGAAGAAGAGAAAAUGUAUUUUGACCCAGAGAAACCUAGAGUUGUUUAUGCAGGAGUACAGAUAACAAGGGAUAACAGUGUACUAUUAGGGAUGAAACUACGCGGGUUUGGAACAGGUCUGUGGCAGCAUACAUUCGCUGGAAAGGUGGAGAAGAAUGAGAGUUUAGAGGGAGCUGCAAUACGAGAGCUUGAAGAGGAAACAGGGCUAGUAGUUGGACUCCAGGAUAUAGUUCCUGCAGGAUAUAUUGAAUAUGAGUUCUCAGAUCCUGGUCUAGUUCCUCAUAUCAUGCAGAUUCAUAUAUUCCGUGCAUUGCGUUGGGUUGGAGAACCAAGAUGUACUUCAGAAAUUAGACCGGAGUGGUUCAACAUUCAAGAUAUGCCGUUCUCCCAUAUGUGGAGGGAUAACGCGGAGUGGUUGGUUCAGUGUCUGCGGGGGGAGAGAGUGCAAGGAUACUUCCUCUACUCCGACCUUCAAACCAUCUCUACUCAGCAGAUACAGUUCUCCUCAGCCUCAUCCUGCCAACAGUUCCAGUCUAGCUCUCUAACUAUGUAGCUGUGAUAUAAAACCCUCCGUUAAUACUUCAUCACUUUACGCCAAAGAAAAAGGAGUCCUUUAAUAUUAGCUUAAACCUUAAAAUUUUAAUACUUAGAAAUCUUUU
Messenger RNA from Eurytemora carolleeae, 667 nucleotides. Its product is annotated as 7,8-dihydro-8-oxoguanine triphosphatase-like. Gene Ontology annotation, biological process: DNA protection. Bases 22 to 561 code for a protein of 179 amino acids. The record is from RefSeq and is a predicted model, not a curated record. NCBI's taxonomy places the organism in Eukaryota, Metazoa, Arthropoda, Copepoda, Calanoida, Temoridae. The transcript is spliced from 5 exons. Gene Ontology annotation, molecular function: 8-oxo-7,8-dihydroguanosine triphosphate pyrophosphatase activity.